This is a messenger RNA of Capronia coronata CBS 617.96, 171 nucleotides long. RefSeq lists its product as uncharacterized. The transcript has a single exon. Lineage: Eukaryota; Fungi; Ascomycota; Eurotiomycetes; Chaetothyriales; Herpotrichiellaceae. The record is from RefSeq and is a predicted model, not a curated record. The annotation marks the transcript as partial.
AGGUACAUUUUCCCCAACGAAGCCUCACUCCCUCGUGCCUACCAUGACGAAGAUUUGAACGAACGGGCGGACAGACUGUGUGCGCAGUCCUACACAUCCGUAAAAGCAGGACGUACAAAUCUUGUGGAUGUGCUGGAGACUGUAGCACUUGUUGAGAACUCGUCAGCUGAU